AUGGGUGACCGAAGGCGAGCCGGUUCCGACUACAUAUGGGACCUGAUCAUCUUCCUGGGCAUGACCGGCACCGCCUGGUUUCUUACCAAGAACAUUGUGUCGAGCUUGCAAUCCACCCUUGCCGAUCCGGAGAAGGAGAAGCAAGAACAGGCUAGGAUCAAGGCCAAGGCCAACCUCCAGCGACUACAGAGACCGAGAGGAGCCGACGACGGCGAUGAGUGCGACCCGAGUACUGGCGCCCCGCGUGGGCCGCGUAUAGAAGACCUGCAGCUCAACGAGUACGAGAACAUGGUCGCCCUCGAAGUCGUUGCGCCUGAGGACAUCCCCGUCGGAUUCGACAGCAUAGGCGGUCUGGACGAUAUCAUUGAGGAGGUCAAGGAGUCGGUCAUCUACCCCCUGACGAUGCCUCACCUCUACACGCAGGGAGGCUCCCUCCUGUCCGCUCCCUCCGGAGUGCUCCUCUACGGUCCUCCCGGGUGCGGCAAGACCAUGCUGGCCAAGGCCGUCGCUCACGAGAGUGGCGCGUCCUUCAUCAACCUGCAUAUCUCGACCUUGACCGAAAAGUGGUACGGAGAUUCCAACAAGCUUGUCCGCGCCGUCUUCUCUCUGGCCCGCAAACUGCAGCCCGCCAUUAUCUUCAUCGAUGAGAUUGAUGCAGUCCUCGGAACCCGGAGAAGCGGCGAGCACGAGGCGAGCGGUAUGGUUAAGGCUGAAUUUAUGACUUUAUGGGACGGUCUGACGUCGGCCAAUGCACGCGGUGCCCCGGCGAGAAUCUGUGUACUGGGCGCAACCAACAGGAUACACGACAUAGACGAGGCCAUUCUGCGCAGAAUGCCCAAGAAGUUCCCCGUCUCUCUACCAGACAAGAGCCAAAGACUGAGGAUAUUGCAACUCAUUCUCCAGGACACCAAGACCGACCCCAACAACUUCAACAUCGAGUACAUUGCAAGAGUCACGGCUGGCAUGUCAGGAAGCGACAUCAAGGAAGCCUGUAGGGAUGCCGCCAUGAUUCCGGUCAGGGAGUACAUCCGCGAGCACAAGGCAAGCGGCAGCGCCAUGGCGAGCAUCGACCCGAAGCGCGUCCGAGGCAUGAGGACGGAAGAUUUCUUUGGCCGGAAAGGUGGAGGGCAGAUUCUGAUGAAGAACCACAGCCAGGCCAAGUCGGCCAAAUCGUCGAGCGACGAGUAUGAAGACGUUGACGACGACGAGACACCAGCCGUCCAGCAAGUUGCCUGA
Molecule: messenger RNA, 1236 nt
Organism: Neoarthrinium moseri
Lineage: Eukaryota; Fungi; Ascomycota; Sordariomycetes; Amphisphaeriales; Apiosporaceae
Exons: 3
Coding region: 1-1236 (411 amino acids)
Cellular component (GO): mitochondrial outer membrane
Molecular function (GO): ATP binding; ATP hydrolysis activity
Source: RefSeq, a predicted model, not a curated record